UACGUGUGAAAACAGCACGCGCGUGAAACAGAACGAGUGAAGCUUCACAAAAAAAAACCCGUUGACGUCUGUUAUUCUGAUCCUCAUACGCGUCCCGAGGUCUGACGCCUUAUUGAAGCCCAUCUGAGGCUGAGAGGGGGAGGAGACUGGAGUAAUGAUGGGGAGGAGGAGUGACGCCAGGCUGAGAAAAACAGGUUGAGUUCAAGGCCGACGAGAAGCGUCCACGGGUUCCGGAGCUCUGAGCCGUCUCUGCUUCACUGUCCGGAGCCGAGGAGACGCCGGCGCCGCACAGCUCCUCGCUGAGACCCUGGGACUGGGCCUGGAAGCGCCACCGCUCUGCUGGGAAGAAGCUUCAGCCGGCUCCUCGUCAUGUCUGCUCCGGGCCCCUACAACCAGCCCCCGUACCCCGUGCCUCAGCCUGGUGGACACUCCGUGGCCCCGUAUCCAGCUCCUCAUGGGGGCUACGGGGACCCGAGUCAGGCCCCUCCACCGGGCUUCAACAUGAACUACAGCCCCAACCAGCCCGCAGUCAUGUACCAGCCCGGCCCGGUGGGCCCCGGCCCGGCGCCAGGGCCUCCAGGAGGAAUCGCCCUAGCCCCGACUGGGGCUUCAGUGGGUCCCGUUGGAGUGCCUCCAGGACUGGAGUACCUCACACAGAUUGACCAGAUCUUGAUUCACCAAAAAGUGGAGCUCCUGGAAGCCAUCAUCGGGUUCGAGACCAACAAUGAGUACGACAUAAAGAACAGCUUGGGCCAGAAGAUCUACAAGGCCAAAGAGAAGAACGACUGCUGCACCCGGAACUGCUGCGGGUCCCUGCGCAGCUUCGACAUGACCAUCAAGGACAACAUGGACCGUGAGGUCAUCCACCUCAUCCGGCCGUUCCGCUGCGUCUCCUGCUGGUGUCCCUGCUGCCUGCAAGAGCUGGAGGUCCAGGCGCCCCCAGGCACCACCAUAGGCUACGUCAAACAGGAGUGGCACCCGUGCCUGCCGAGGUUUGCUAUCCAGGGGGCCAACAAGGAGACGGUGAUGAAGCUGGAGGGGCCCUGCUUCGCCUGCAACUGCUGCGGGGACGUGAACUUUGAGCUGAAAACCAAAGAUGGCGAGACUCCGAUCGGUCGUAUCAGCAAGCAGUGGAGCGGCCUCCUGAAGGAAGUCUUCACCGACACGGACAACUUUGGCAUCCAGUUUCCCCUGGACAUGGACGUGAAGAUGAAAGCUGUCCUCAUGGGGGCCUGCUUCCUCAUUGAUUUCAUGUUCUUCGAGAAGGUCGGGGAGGCCAACCAGCGCAGCACCGUGUUCUCAUAACAAGGAGGGAAGGGAAAACCGGCAGCAUGGGAGCACGGACUUCAUCCAGAUACGCUUUAUUCAUCUACUUUGCUUUUUUAUCUGUUCUUCCCCAAAUUCCAGCCACUCUGGUGCUAACCCCCAAAACCACACAAACCAAAAUGGGACAAUAAACUCUUGAUUCCAGAUGUUUGCUAGGUUCUGACACUAGCUGCCACCUUGCCAAUGUUUUGUAGGCUCUGUAUAGUUUUAGAGCUUUAUGACUGUCACAUUGUGAAGUGAUCACCUUUAGCUGACUUUUAAUCCCUGUGAAGGUAAAUCAGCCUCAGCCUCACUGUCUCUUCCAGUGCCUACAGGCCGAAAUAGUGGAUGUUUGAUUUAACUGUAUACUAUAGUGAUGAUGACUUUUCCUGUUUAUGCUGCAUGUUAAUCUAGUUACAUAGAGUAUAAUUAUAUAGAGUAUAAUAGUGGAUGUUGAAGCUGUAUGUUCCUUAGCCAUGCUACUUUACCUGUGGCAGCAUUGGUCACGGUCUACACUGAUAGAAUGGGAUAAUUUCAAACUUUUUCCACAAUUAAUCCAAUGUUUUGUUUUUAUAAACAUGUUGCUGCACUAACAUUAGCAUUUAGCUCAAGGCAGUGGAGCAAUCAGCUGUUGACCCCAGAAUCAUAAAAUAACAGAAGUGUAACAUUAACCACAGUAAAGAGCAGCUGGGUAUUUAGCUGAAAAUGGCUGCGACUUCAGUGAAAGGCUGGUUUCUAUGCAUUAUUUACCAAAGUGCUAUACUACCUCUCCUGCCUUUAUCUUUUCUCUUCCUCUGUGUCCCGUGUGUCUCAAAACCAUUAGUGCAUUAUUACAGAAAGUCGUCAGUGCAAAUGAUCAUGUGUUUCCUCUGUGGUCCAGUGGUUGUCGUGGUGACUCCACGUCUCAUCUCAUGCAAACACACACUAGUCUCUUGUCGCUAUGUUCAACACGAGCCAGUGUAGUCAUACAGGACCAACACAAUGGGGAACACACAGUGGACCGGACUUUAACAGAAACACUAUGACACAACCUGGUGAAAAGACUUGAAUGUUGGUCUUUACCAGUUUUGUUUGCUGCUUUACAAUCAUUUAAAGGAGCAAACGUUGUGCCUUGUUCAGCAAUCACUAGUUGUUAGGCAGAAAGCGUGGGUGUGAUUCCUGUGAGGCUAGAUACCACUAGUUGUUGCAUUUAUGCAGCUCUGCUACACUGUCGGUAACUAAAUGUGUUUUAUGGUCUGCGUGUUUAUAUGCCACAAUCGGCCUUGUUCAGUGUGUCCUCUGACAACAAAUGAAAGCCUCCCAAAGGAUGUAUGAUGCAUAUUUAUCUGUUAUACAUGCUUUUGAAAGUAAAUCUGUCCAUGAUCAUAAGUUUAAAGUUUUCUGUUUCUAUCAAAUUGUUUGUCAUUGUUACAUGCAUUUAUUACAGAAACAAACAAUAUGAAUAAAUAAAAGUUAUACAUUGA
Betta splendens (Siamese fighting fish) is the source of this 2768-nucleotide messenger RNA. RefSeq names its product phospholipid scramblase 1-like. The record is from RefSeq and is a predicted model, not a curated record. The transcript has 8 exons. Gene Ontology annotation, biological process: plasma membrane phospholipid scrambling. Gene Ontology annotation, molecular function: phospholipid scramblase activity. Gene Ontology annotation, cellular component: plasma membrane. NCBI's taxonomy places the organism in Eukaryota, Metazoa, Chordata, Actinopteri, Anabantiformes, Osphronemidae. Bases 370 to 1305 code for a protein of 311 amino acids.